UUUUUUCAAUCGAUGAUCUCAACUCAAGUUUCCUCUGUCAGCUUUAUAAAGAAGCUGAGGAAAGUCACCGAGUAUGACCAAAAUAUUGUCUAAUUUGCGCGUUUUGUCCAAGUUUGUGGUGGGAAAUAGCUAAGGGAAUCAAAGGCCAUUCAAGCCCCAACAAUGCGGUUCAAACAAAGAGGGCAGUGAUUUGUGCUCUUGGUGGUUUUCCGCACCGUUCCUCCUAGCCGGCCAGGCAGGGCUGGGUCCCGUUAUAGCUGAGAAUCGGCGGCUUGCCAAGAUGUCUAUGGAGGAGCAGGAAUAUCCUGAGGCGGUGUUGGUGACAGAAGCCGGGCCGCAGUGGCUCCGAGCAGAAGUCGAGCGUCUCACUCGGGAGCUCCGUGAAACGACCCAUGAAAAGAUCCAGGCGGCGGAAUAUGGACUGGCGGUGCUGGAGGAGAAACAGCAGCUCAAGCAACGAUUUGAUGAGUUGGAGACAGAAUACGAGACGGUCCGACAUGAGCUGGACCAGCUUAAGGAGGCCUUUGGACAAGCUUACUCUACCCACAGGAAGGUGGCAGCUGAUGGGGAGAGCAGAGAGGAGUCCUUGAUGCUGGAAUCAGCUAGUAAGGAGGCUUUAUACCAGCAGAAAGUCCUAGAGUUGCAGAAUGAGCUCCGACAGGCCAAAGCAUCCCUCUCCAGUGCCCAAGCGGAAAAUGAUCGCCUAUCAACAAUUGCUCUUGAGAUGAGAGAGAAUUCUGAGUUGGCAGAGCUGCAGCGCAGUCAGCUACGAGAUGACAUCAGAGAGUAUAAAAUUCGUGAGGCUCGUCUGUUGCAGGACUACAGUGAGCUGGAGGAGGAGAACAUCUCUCUGCAGAAACAAGUGUCUGUGCUCAGACAGAAUCAGGUGGAAUUUGAAGGUCUAAAACAUGAGAUCCGCCGUCUGGAGGAGGACUCCCAGUGUCUACACAGCCAGCUGGAGGAAGCCAUGCGUCUGAGAGAAAUCGCUGAGCGACAACUCACAGAAGCUUUAGAGACCAUUAAGACAGAGCGGGAGCAGAAGGCAUCACUACGCAAAGAGCUCUCCCACUACAUGACCAUCGGUGGCUCUGUGUACAGCAGCUCGUUCAAUAUCUCCACUGAUGACCCCAAACUCUACGAGGAUCCCUCGGCCAUCCCUGAACCUGACAACGAUGAUCUGAUAAGAGGCUUUGAGAACGGCUUAGUCAAGACAGGUGACAGUGAUGAAGACAACAGAACUGUAGUGAACAAGAAAGGAGGGGCCUUCAAGCCAGCUCCAAGCCUGGUGGAUGACCUGCUGAGUGAGCUCAACAUCUCAGAGAUACAGAAACUCAAACAACAGCUUGCGCAGGUCGAGCGGGAAAAAGUGGUCCUGAAAAACUCGUUGCAGGAGACUGAGAAGCAGCUGGAGCAGACUCGUAGCACGUUGUCUGAACAAAAAGAAAAUAUCAACAAGCUGUCUGAAAAUCUAAGCGCAAUGAGGAAACUUCAGGCCAGUAAGGAGCGCCAGUCUGCCCUAGACAGUGAGAAAGACAGGGACAGCCAUGAUGACGGGGAUUAUUACGAGCUUGACAUCAACGGGCCUGAGAUUCUGCAGUGUAAAUACACUGUGGCAGUGUCUGAAGCCGGGGAAUUGAGGCAAGAGCUGAAAGUACUAAAGGGACAGUACGAGGAGUGUCGAACGCGAUAUGAAGACGAGCGAGCACAGUUGGAGAGCGAUGUUCUAGACUUGAGGUCAAAGUUGAUGUCUUUGGAGAAGAUUAGUCAAGCAGAUAAAGCGGAGGUGUGUCGUCUGGAGAAGGAGCUUCGUCUGGUCAGUGAGGCAGCGGGAGAAUCUCUUGGCAGUCUCAACGUGGCCCAAGAUGAACUUAUAGCUUUCAGUGAAGAGCUGGCAAAUCUCUACAACCAUGUGUGCAUGUGCAACAAUGAGACUCCAAACCGUGUCAUGCUUGACUAUUACAAGGAAGGCAAGGCUUUGGUAAGAAGGGGGCAAGAAGGGAAAGAGAACCAGUCUGUACUUCUCACCAGCGGGUUGAUCACUGACUCUGAAACUGGAAAGUCAGAUUCUAGCAACACCACUCUUACCACACCUGCAGCUCCAGAGCACCGCCCAGAACCCAUGAACAUCUAUAACCUUGUAGCUAUCAUCAGGGACCAGAUUCGUCACCUGCAGCAGGCAGUGGACCGCACGACAGAGCUGUCACGUCAGAGACUUGCCAAUCUGGAGCUGAGCACAGUAGCAGAUAAAGACAAAGAAGCUUGCAUGGAAGAGAUUCUCAAACUGAAGUCCCUGCUUAGCACCAAAAGGGAACAAAUUGCCACUCUCAGAGCUGUUCUCAAGGCCAACAAACAGACAGCUGAGGUUGCCCUUGCCAAUCUCAAGAGUAAGUAUGACACUGAGAAAGCCAUGGUGACGGAGACAAUGAUGAAGCUCCGUAAUGAACUCAAGGCUCUGAAAGAGGAUGCAGCCACUUUCUCCUCUCUGCGAGCCAUGUUUGCUACAAGAUGUGAUGAGUAUGUGAUCCAGCUGGACGACAUGCAGAGGCAGCUGGCUGCUGCUGAAGAUGAAAAGAAGACGCUGAAUUCUCUGCUACGUAUGGCCAUUCAGCAGAAACUGGCUUUAACUCAGCGUUUAGAGGAUUUGGAGUUUGACCAUGAGCAGGCGCGCCGCAACAGUGCCACAGCAGUAGGAGGCAAAGCCAAAACAAAGGGCAAGGGAGCUUCCUCCAACCACCAUUAAACCAAUCAAGCCAAGUGUCCUUAAGGAAGUCCGUCAGAGUGUAUGUGACAGUUGACAGUUGCUGUGCUCCGGGCUUCAUCACUUUGAUUAUGAUCCAAAUCAUAUCAUUACAAAGAAAAAAACAUAUCCACUAGUAUUUGCCAAGAGCCUUUUGUUAAAGUGCCAAAACAAGUAUGUAAUAUUCCCUCAAGUUUUAUCAAACAGCGUGACUGUUAAAAAUGACUCGAUGCAUCAGCUACACACUGUAGUAUAUCAGUCUUAUAACAGUAUACAUCACUAUGAUUACUAAACCCGGAGAAGCGAGACGUAUGGAGUGCUGAUUACACAUUACCUGUUACCCUGAUUUAGCACUUUUUGUUUUUACUUAUGUACUCUUAGCUAAUUCCUCUAUUCCACUAAAAUUGUGCUUUUUUUUUUAAGUGUCACUUAUUAUUUGGGCUAGACCUCAGAUUUUAAAGUGUCUAAAUAUAUCUUAAUAUAAUUUAUUUCAUAUGAACAAAAACAGAUAUCUUGUGUUAGCUUUUAAAAAAAAAGAGACGAUUUAACUUGCUGGUUAAAAUCAAAGAGACAAAUAAGCUUCUCUGCCUCUUUUGUCCUUUGGGCCUAGAUUUGGAUUUGCCUCUUACAGUCAAAAUAAACAAGCAAUGGCUUGUCAUAUUUUAAGCUAAUAGCAAGAUGUGUGUUGUUACUCUGACGCUACAGAUGUAGAGCUCCAAGUGUAGGGUGUUGACUAGACUGGAUGCUCUUUGUAGAAUUAGCAAAGCUGUUACGAAUACAAGUGAGCUUGUUAUGACUGAAGAACAGUAUUGUGAUGCAAACUUAUUUAAAAUUUUACAAGUUAACGUCUGAUGUUAAAAGUAUUCAUAAACUUUAUUGAUGAAGUUUUUAAAGAAUUUUUAAUACAAUUUGUAAAAGUUCGAAGGCUUGAAAUAAGUCUGCAGUGCCAUUGUGUGUUUUGUUUUUUAUAAGUGCAAUUUGCAAACAUGACUUAAAAAAAGUAAAUGUUUGAGCUAUAGGAGAACAUUUUACAGAUCAUUGCUCACAUUCAUGUUCCUAAUUGAUUUUUACAUGUUUUUACUAUGACUGCAAUUGUAUUUAUUUGUUUUCGUUCAGACUACGGGAUUCAUUGUCCUCUCUGUUUCAUUAAGGAGUUUGAAUCUAGUUGGCUGGAUAAUAUUUUAGGAAGACUGGUGAAAAGAAUACUAGCAAAAUUCAUGUCUGUUUGCUCCUGUUUCUGCUUCCACUGAUGGCUGGUGAAGAAAUAAAUCUAACUUUCA
Molecule: messenger RNA, 4017 nt
Organism: Melanotaenia boesemani (Boeseman's rainbowfish)
Lineage: Eukaryota; Metazoa; Chordata; Actinopteri; Atheriniformes; Melanotaeniidae
Product: protein bicaudal D homolog 2-like
Exons: 8
Coding region: 281-2740 (819 amino acids)
Biological process (GO): protein localization to organelle; microtubule anchoring at microtubule organizing center; regulation of microtubule cytoskeleton organization
Cellular component (GO): Golgi apparatus; cytosol
Molecular function (GO): dynein complex binding; dynactin binding; cytoskeletal adaptor activity
Source: RefSeq, a predicted model, not a curated record